UUGUAGUCGUGCGGUACGAUCGUUAAUUUUUCCCACGAGCCGUCGACUUUUUUCGUACCUACAUUUUUCCCGUCGGUAGGUACUCAAUUGUAGAUCCUGUUUGGUCGUACUUUGAAAAUGUGAUGAAGAACUCGUGACGUGCGCAGCAUACAAAGUACUACCUCGGUAAAACCAUUCGGUUCGCGAGAAAAAAAUAAUUUUAGUGUUUGGCAGGGAUGAAAAUAGUGUUUGAGACCGAUUGUGGUGUUUAGUUAGUGCUGAAAACACUACCGAUGAUGGCUUCGGACGAAGAUUGUAACAAUUACGCAUCGUACAGCUUAAUGGAAGAUCACCCAUGUACCCCAUCGCCUUCAGGCCAGUCCAAUCCUUACAGCAGUUGUCUUUCACCUUCAAAUUCUCCUUCACCUCUUCUAACUUCCCAGUACCAACUAGGGAGGUACUCCCAAGACUAUACCAGCGGAGAUCCUCAAGAUAUGAUCCCCACCACUCAGGUAUUACCACAAGUCCUCCCUAAAACUGACAUGUGGGCGAGUUCCAUGGAAGCCUAUAACGACUACAGGGGGUACGACAAUCGGUUUGACUAUGCCAGACAGCCGAACUACGCGGACGCCAUGCCAGUGUACGCUGCCAGGGCCGGAUUCGGGCAGAAAUUAGGGGGCCCUAAUCAGAGCCAGAAAGCCACGAAGGAGGCCCGCAUCAGGAGGCCCAUGAACGCCUUCAUGGUGUGGGCCAAAGUGGAAAGGAAAAAGUUGGCGGAUGAAAAUCCGGACCUGCACAAUGCCGAUCUCAGUAAAAUGUUAGGUAAAAAAUGGAGAUCUCUGACUCCUCAAGACAGGAGACCUUUUGUUGAAGAAGCAGAGAGAUUAAGGGUAAUUCACAUGACAGAACACCCUAACUAUAAGUAUAGACCUAGAAAAUCACAGAAGUCAUAUCAAGGUUAUGUUCCUAACGCCGGACUGUCCCCUACUGUAACAAGCUAUAGUACUCCACUGGAAUUUUCUAGCCCUAGUGGUAGCGCCACUGGCGAUUAUAGUCAAGACAAAAGGUAUAGUCCAGACACUUUCAACAAAUUCAACUACAGCUACGCAGUCUAUCAAAACUACUCACAAAAGUCACCUUAUACAACUCAAACGCCUGAUACAUCACCUACCCAAAGCCCCGAACCAAAAAGAGGCACCAACAGUCCACAGGAUAGGGGUUUGUCUAAGGAAGAUUCAGAAAAAAAUUCUACUUUACCAACUCCAGAACUCAGUCCUUUAGAUCAACAGCAACAAGUUCAGCAGCAAGAAGACAAUAGGGUGAACAAUUUACAACAUAUGGGAUCACCUGCCGGGUAUACAACACCCAAAAUACAAAGUUAUAGACCUUUGAAUUAUACAAAUACUCAACCUAUUACUUCUGUGCCGAUGGCUAACGGCAUGUAUGUGAUGUGCUCAAGUAAAAGCAGCGUGGAACAAGGUCACGUGGUUACAGGAACGUUUUAUCCACCUGUAGCAACAAGUCAAGAUCAACAAUUGCUUGGAGUCGGGCAACAAGGGGCUAUGAAUGCCAUAGUAACAAAUUCUGUAGGCCCUGGAGGCAGUGGACUUCAUUACUAUCCCUCCUCGAAUGUAGGGUACUACAGUCCCCAUGCUCACAAAGAUUAUCAAGGUUAUGAGCAAGACCAACAGUGUAAAGAUGGAUUUAUAGCCUACCAACACAUGAAAAAUUUGAAUAAUGUUGAAAAUAAGACCUCUGAGGAGUAUUAUCAGGAGUAUUCACAUCCUGAUCAGAAUUUAGUGCAGAACUACAUGCCUAGCGGCGAAAGAAGUGAUGCAGAUAGCGAAGUUGAUAGUCAGGAGUUUGAGAAAUACCUCAAAUAUGAAGCUGCGGAGAAAUAUAUGACUGGAAGUAGUGGAGUUGACUCAAACCACAACUACCAUCGGACAGAACAGACUUCAGCAAGUUUGGGAACUUCUGGCUUGGUAAAUUAUGCUUACCAAGCACAACAUACUAGUGUAAUACUACCAACAGCUCCUGCAGUUGAAGCCUUACGUCCUGAAGCUUAUGAUUUACCUCCCGCAGGUGUUGUAGGACCAAGAACAGAAGAUGAUUUUAGUGAAAUUCUAGCGGGUGUACGAAAAACAUGUUUUAGUACGUGAGUUUUGUAAAGUGACGUGAAGAAAAAGACGAAAUGGGACUUAGUGUCAGUGUAAUAAACACUCAAACAGAAAGUGUUUAAAUGGACUUGGUGCUGAGUGGUUAGGUGCAA
Messenger RNA from Sitophilus oryzae (rice weevil), 2251 nucleotides. It is a transcript of the gene Sox15, whose product is annotated as transcription factor SOX-30. Gene Ontology annotation, molecular function: RNA polymerase II cis-regulatory region sequence-specific DNA binding; DNA-binding transcription factor activity, RNA polymerase II-specific. The coding region runs from base 273 to 2141 and encodes 622 amino acids. The record is from RefSeq and is a predicted model, not a curated record. NCBI's taxonomy places the organism in Eukaryota, Metazoa, Arthropoda, Insecta, Coleoptera, Curculionidae. The transcript is spliced from 7 exons. Gene Ontology annotation, biological process: cell differentiation; regulation of DNA-templated transcription; anatomical structure morphogenesis.